UGUUUCUGUGGUUACCAGGCAGCAUUGUUUGGUGUAUGAUUCUAGAGUGGAAUGAUGAACCGUACAAUUUAAAAAAAUAAAGACAGUUGUAUAUAAGAAUACGUUGGUCUCAUUAAACACAUACAAUACACUAAAGAAAAAAUCUUCAGCGCUAAUGAAUGCUGGUAUUUCGGGGAUUUGAAAGAUUCUUAUUGCAACAAAGACAAUGUCCACAAGCAACAUUAGGGAGAAAAUUAAAAGUAAGCGGAAAGCACUACAGGAAUCCUUGGUGAAAAACAAUGAUGACAUUGAUACACAGGCGCUUGUUCCCUCGGAAAUGAAAAGCAAUAAAGAAAAAGAUCAGCAUUUCUUGGAGGAGAGAAAUGGGGAAAAUGAAGUGGAAAAUUUGAAGCGUACUUUGAAAGCGCAAAGGGAGAGGAGGAAAAAGCAAUUUAUGGAAAGUGCAGUUGAUGCUAAUGCUGAGGAUUCCGCAGAAAUUAAAAGUGCAGUUGUUCAUACCCAAAGAACCUUACCUCCACUUCCUUCAUCUACUCCAAGCUAUACUGGACAUUCUGUGAGAGAGCGUAUGAGAGAAAAGCUUAAAGCUGGAAGGUCAAAAGGAGAAAGUAUAAUUCAGCAAGAAGCAACAAGUAGCCUUUCAAGAAGUUUGAAGUCUUCACUAGAUAGAGAAAAAGUCACCAGAUUUGACACUGAGGCAGAUGACCAUGAAGUUAGAAGAGGGAAAGAAGAAUCUCCAAGUACAGCCAGAGUCAAAUUUCGUGAUAUAGUGCACCGAAUGAAACAGAAAACUCAGGCUUCUAAUGACUUCCCCACACAUGAUGAUGUUUACAAUUUCUUCACUUUUAAUUUUGAUCCUGAACCUCUUGAAAUAAAAGAACAAACAAGCAUUAAAAGGAGCUCUUCAAAUGAUGAAAAGAAAAAUGACGGGAAAAAAGAAAGACCAGAGGAAGAUGAAGCAAUUGAAAAAGACCAGGAGGUGGAGAUUGAGAAUGAGGAAGAGGAUGAUGAAAAUAGGGAUGACUCUCCUUUGGUCGAAACACAUGAUGAAGACCUGUUUAUAAUUGAGCAAACAGCUCAGGAUUUCCUGGAAAUGAAGCCUGCUGAAUUUCAUGGAUAUAAUAGUCAACUACAAAGAGAACGAGAGGUCCUUUAUACACCAAGUGCUUUAACUGUUCCUACUUCUCAAAAGGUUCCACAGAAUAUGAAACCUCGAUAUUUGGAAGAAGAAGGACUAUAUGUUGGUGAGCGUCCUGAAGUUUCAUUCACUAAUCAGAAUAUUCUUGAGAACAGACUAAUCCAACAAGAUGAGGGAAAAAAAUGGUUUGGAGAUGAUGGGAGGGUAAUGGCUUUGCCCAAUCCAAUCAAAGAAUACUCUACAAGGCCUUCAGUAUUUUCUACAUUUCAAGAUUUAGAUCCUACUCUAGAAACAGUGUACAGGAAGGCUACAAAAUCAAAAUUCACCAAUCACUAUAUACUUGGUACUGGGGACCCACAAGGAGACUUUCAGUUGGAUAUUGAUGUUUCAGGACUGAUUUUCACUCACCAUUCAUUGUUUAGCCGUGAGCAUGUCCUGGCAGUGAAGCUGGCUCAGAUGUAUGAUCAAUUUCUUGUGCGACAGCAGAAGAACCUCAGCAAUCUACUGACAAAUAAGUUGCAUGCACUGAGAAAUGCUGUGCAAAACAUUAUGCAGCUGCACGGUGGGUUAAUCUUAAAUCCGGCAACACAACAUCGAGUUGAAGAAUAUAAAAUGGAAAUCAGACAUACAAGAAAAUUGCUCAAUCUUGAACUAGAAAAGGAUCGGAUGUUGUUGAAGGGCAUUAUAAAAGUUUGGAAGGAUAUAAAGGCACUACGGGAGUUUCAGAGAUUUACAAAUACUCCACUUAAGCUCCGUUUAAGAAGAGAUGAAGUAAACAAAAUGGAAGAAGAGCAGAAUUAUGAAUCUGAAAUCCAGGCUGAAAUAAGUGAGCUAGUUGAACAGUGCGAAGAAGAAUAUCAAAAGAAACUUACAGAUUAUGAAGCAAAGUAUGCAGAAUGGAAAGCAUGGAAAAAAAAGCAAAAAGCCAGAAGAAAGAAGAAGCAACAACAAGAAGAUGAAGAAGAAGUACAUGAGAAAGAAAGCAUUUUGGACAUGGAAGGAGAACCAACCAAACCACAGCGUCCUGAUCCAGUAGACUGUGCAGCUUUAGAACAACAAGUUCGUGAAAAAGCAGUUGCCUUUCGUAAAAGACCAGGGGAACCUAUUUUAAUUCCAGAGCUGACCACCGCUGGCAAUGUUACACCAAAUGAGCUUUGCCCAAGGGGUGAAAUUUUACGCAGAGAAGAUACCCUGAAACAUUCAGUCUUCAUCAAAGUUGUUUUUAAUAACAAAGAAGUUUCCCAGACAGCUAGCCGCACUUUAAAUUCUGAUUUCAGGGUACAUUUUGGGCAGAUUUUUAACUUGAAAAUAAUUAACUGGCCGGAAAGCUUGAAACUACAAGUGUUUGAGACAGUGGGGUCAUCAUCUUCAAUGUUAGCUGAAGUGUUUUUACCCAUUCCUGAGACUGCUGUCCUCACUGGAAGUGCCCCUUCUGAAGAACAUGAAUUCAGCAGCAAUCAAAGGAUCAUGUUUGACCAUGAAGGAGUUGGAAGUGAUGUUCCGUUUUCAUUUGAAGCAGAUGGUAGUAACAAGCUUAUUCUUCUGACUUCGGGUAAAGUGUCCUGUAGUGUGUCAUGGGCAGUUGGAGAGAAUGGUGUACCCCUAAUACCUGUAGUGUCGCAGCAAAACGUAGGGGUUCCAAGUCCCCUAAAGCAGCUUGAUGCAAUCUCGUAUAUUGGAACCUCUGGUUUAACAGACAUGAAAAAGUUGGCAAAGUGGGCAUCAGAAUCACGUCUGGAUCCAAAUGACCCAAAUAAUGCUACACUUAUGCAAUUAAUAAAGAUUGCCACUAGUGGAGAGGUGCAGAUCCCUGACUAUUUCAGACUGGAACAAUUACAAGAAGAAUUUAACUUUAUCAAAGAGGAAGAAUUUCAGAGGUCAAAGAGGUUUAGGCUUUUAGAUCUUCGCAAUCAAGAAGUGCCAGAGUUUCGAAAUUAUAAGUGCAUUCCCACUCUGGAAAGAGAGGUAUCAGAUAAGGUGUUCCAGGAAUACGAAAAGAGACUGAGUGAGAGCGAAACUCUAGACACUAAGGACUAUUUAGAUGCCCAUAGAGCUUUGGUGGCGAAGUAUUUGCAAAAGGUUAGAGAAACUGUGAUGAACAGAUUCCUGCUUGCAAAGCAUCAUUAUAUCCUCUCUGACGUUGUUAUAGAAGAGGAGGUGCCAAGCAUUGGAAUUUUAGGAAUAAACUUAUUUAAGCUUGCUGAACCUAAGAGACCUUUAAAACCAAGAAGAAAGGAAAGGAAGAAAGUUACAGCUCAGAAUCUUUCUGAUGGUGAUAUUAAAAUUUUAGUGAAUGUUAUUCGUGCUUAUGAUAUCCCUAUUCGGAGACCUAUUUCAAGCAAAACAUCAGCAUCCACCAGACCUUCUAGGCCCUUUACUGAAACUCUUAUAAGUGGUCAGCCAUCACAGAGUCCGUCUCAGAAUAAUGACUGGGCAAUAAAUCAGGUUCUGGUUCGUCCAUUUGUUGAAGUAACAUUUCAGCGGACUGUACGCCACACAACAACAGCUGAUGGACCAAAUCCAAACUGGAAUGAGGAAUUAGAGUUACCAUUUAGGGCCCCCAAUGGAGAUUACAGUACUUCUAGUUUACAGUCAGUGAAGGAUGAUAUUUUUAUCAAUGUAUUUGAUGAAGUGGUAUAUGACAUUGUUGAGGAUAACAGAGAGAGGGGUGCAGGUAUUCAUACUAGAAUUGAACGCCACUGGUUGGGAUCUGUUAAAAUUCCUUUUACCACCAUUUAUUUUCAGUCACGGAUUGAUGGGACAUUUAAGAUUGAAUGUCCUCCCGUUUUAUUGGGUUACAGUAAGGAGCGCAGCCUGGGUAGUGAAGGAGGUUAUGAUGCUGUGAGAAGUCUUAGUGACGGUUGCUACCUAACACUUUUCAUUACCAUUGAACCUCAGCUUGUGCCAGGGGAAAUGGUGAGAGAAAAGUUUGAUACUCAGGAAGAUGAGAAACUCCUCCAAGCUGCUGAGAAUUUCCAAAAAGAAGCUUCAAUGAAGUUUCCUACUCGCAGAUGCCUUACCACUGUGAUUGACAUAAAUGGGAAGACAGUAUUCAUCACAAGAUACAUCAGGGCUCUCAACCCUCCCCAUGAGCUGCUGGAAAUGACUCCCAAUAACCAGCAGGAAACUGCUGAAUUGAUGGCUCACUUUGUUUCCCUCAUCCCGUCCUUGCCUGACAAUGUUUCCUUUGCUGGAAUUUGUGACCUGUGGAGUACUUGUGAUCAAUUUUUAGAUUUGUUGGCUGGGGAUGAAGAAGAACAUGCUGUUUUGUUGUGUAACUAUUUUCUAGCAAUGGGAAAAAAGGCUUGGCUCAUUAUUGGAAGUGCUGUUCCUGAAGGGCCAACCUCUUAUGUAUUGACUCAAGAACAUAGCCAAUUCAUCAUUUGGAACCCAAGCACAGGACAGUUUUACAGUCAGUAUGACACUUUCUGCCCAUUGCAAAGUGUUGGCUGCCUUGUUAAUGCUGACAAUGUUUGGUUCAACAUACAACAGUAUAAUGCUCCUAUGAGAAUGAGCUUUGAUAUUACUAAAUCCAAGUUCUGGAAACCUUUUUUCUCAAGAAAUUUUUCUCAUCCAGGACUUUCCAGUAUCCAGCCUGAAGAACUGGUUUAUCUCCAAACGGAUAGGGCUGCAGUAGCUGAACUACAAGAUAGAAUAGAAAAGAUAUUAAAAGAGAAGAUUAUGGAAUGGAGACCAAGAAAUCCAACUCGUUGGAACAGAUACUGUACGUCAACCUUAAGACAAUUCUUACCUAAGUUGGAACUAACAAGAGGAAAAGAUGUUGGAGAUGAACACAGAAUGGAACUACAGAAUCUGCUUGGAGACUACAGAAUUUGUGGAUUUCCUAUACACAUGGCCUUCUCUGAAAUUCAGCCCAUCAUUGAAGCAGUGUACAGUACCGGUGUUCACAAUAUGGAUGUUUUUAAUGUCGAAUUUGCCCUUGCUGUUCAUAUAUGUCCAUAUCCAAAUAAUGUCCUCUCAGUCUGGAUAUAUGUUGCUUCACUUAUUCGAACCAGGUAGCAAAAUAUCCUCUAGAGUUUUUCAUAGUAAUAACUAAGAUUUUGAAGUCAAGUCUUUUGCAAUCAAUAAAAAUCAUGCUGCUGCAUUAAAUGACUAUCCAUAAUACGAUAUUGCCAAACAGUGAUUCUAAACUAUUUUUAAAUAUUUUCAUGCAAAUUAUUGUGUAAAAUAUAUG
Polypterus senegalus (gray bichir) is the source of this 5330-nucleotide messenger RNA. RefSeq names its product coiled-coil and C2 domain containing 2A (gene cc2d2a). The transcript has 39 exons. The record is from RefSeq and is a predicted model, not a curated record. NCBI's taxonomy places the organism in Eukaryota, Metazoa, Chordata, Cladistia, Polypteriformes, Polypteridae. Bases 206 to 5155 code for a protein of 1649 amino acids. Gene Ontology annotation, cellular component: ciliary transition zone. Gene Ontology annotation, biological process: protein localization to ciliary transition zone; non-motile cilium assembly.